This is a messenger RNA of Ylistrum balloti, 999 nucleotides long. RefSeq names its product poly(3-hydroxybutyrate) depolymerase-like. Bases 1 to 999 code for a protein of 332 amino acids. The record is from RefSeq and is a predicted model, not a curated record. The transcript has 10 exons. NCBI's taxonomy places the organism in Eukaryota, Metazoa, Mollusca, Bivalvia, Pectinida, Pectinidae.
AUGAAAAUUUACUUAUUCUGUCUCUUCUUCGGUUUCCUAAAGGCCUCCGAUCCAAGGCUGGAAACGUAUGAUGUUGGCGGAAACACGAUAUCUAUUUCUGGAAUUUCUUCUGGAGCAGCUAUGGCAACACAGAUGCACGUGAUCAAUUCGGAAAGGAUAAUGGGAGCAGGAAUUAUAGCGGGAGUUCCAUUCGCCUGCUCCGGAGGCACCAUAGCUGGGGCCUCCGCCUGUAUGCUGACGCCGUCCAUGGAAUCGGUUACAUCUUUGGAACUUUUAGUGUCUUCGGGAUCUUUUCUUGGUAAUGUGGACUCGACAUCAAAUCUACGACUCGACAAAGUGUACAUAUUUAGUGGCACCUCGGACUCCGUGGUCAAGCAUGGAAAUGGUCCAAAUGUUGCUCAUUUUUACCAGCACUAUAUCUCCGACAAUACCAACAUAAAGACUGUAUUCGACAUGGCUGCAGAACACUGCAUGCCAACUGAUAACUAUGGGGGCAGAUGUGAUAUCCUUUCAGAGUCCAAUGGUUACCUUAACAACUGCGGUUACAGCGCCGCCUAUGAUCUACUUAAUCACAUCUAUGGCGGCAAUUUGAAGAGAACCGGAAAUGAUUCGUCCGUCUCCGGAAACCUGCUGAAAUUUGACCAGACCGAAUUUUUCCACCUGUCACACCCUUCUACAUACAGCAUGGACAACACCGGAUAUGUAUAUGUACCGGAAGUGUGUUCACAGAGAAUCAUGGAUUGCAGGCUGCACGUGGCUCUCCACGGCUGUGGUAUGGGCAGGAAAGCUAUUGGAGAGAUAUACGUACGUCACGCCGGAUAUAAUGAAGUGGCAGAAAUCAACAAUGUCAUCAUCCUGUACCCCCAGGUUAUCUCCACCCUGACUAACCCUAAAGGGUGCUGGGACUGGUGGGGAUACACGGGCGCCUAUUUCGCAACAAAACAUGGUGUCCAGAUCACAGCCCUCAGGAGAAUGAUAGAGAGAGUCAGCGGCUAUUAA